This is a messenger RNA of Paramisgurnus dabryanus, 1180 nucleotides long. It is a transcript of the gene rnaset2, whose product is annotated as ribonuclease T2. The record is from RefSeq and is a predicted model, not a curated record. NCBI's taxonomy places the organism in Eukaryota, Metazoa, Chordata, Actinopteri, Cypriniformes, Cobitidae. Gene Ontology annotation, cellular component: extracellular region. Gene Ontology annotation, biological process: RNA catabolic process. Gene Ontology annotation, molecular function: RNA binding; ribonuclease T2 activity.
GAUCUCGACAUAAACAAGAUUAACCACAAGUACUGCAGUGUAUGCUGGUGCAGGAAGUGGCUUUAAUAGAGUUGAGAAGUGACUCAAUUAUUCAGUGUUACUCGGGGAAUCUCACUGACCAGUUCUCCAUUACACCCAUACUGAAUGAAAUAGCUUAAAACCUAAUAUCUAAACUGUUAACCGGCGCAACCGGUAACUGGAGAAUAAUAGCAGAAUGAGAUCCACUGCAGCUGUUGUGAUACUUUGUGCUGGAUAUUUUCUGCUGUCAGGAGCCUUUUCUCAUCCUCCGAGAGAAUGGACCAGACUCAUCCUGACUCAACAGUGGCCAAAGACGUUUUGCAGUAUGGAACAUUGCAAAACAGAUAUCAGCUACUGGACCCUGCAUGGGUUAUGGCCCAACUCUGGAAACAUGUGCAAUAACUCCUGGCAUUUUAAUGCCAGUUUAAUCGAGGACCUACUGCCUGAAAUGGAGAAAUACUGGCCAGAUUUACUGAAACCUUCUUCCCCAGAAUUUUGGGGAUAUGAAUGGAAGAAGCAUGGAACAUGUGCAGCCAAAGCAGAGUCACUGAACAGUCAACAUAAAUACUUCAGCAAAGCUCUCGAGCUUUACCACAAGUUUGACCUCAACAGUGUUUUAAAGGACAAAAAUAUUGUGCCAUCUGAUGACUACUACAAAAUGGAUGAUAUAGAAACAGUCAUUACCGAUUUCUAUGGAGUAAAGACGAAGAUUCAGUGUGUCCACACAAAGGGAGGACAGUUUCAGACUUUGGGCCAGAUAGAGAUCUGUGUUGACAGAGACUUUCAACUGGUGGGUUGUGAAAGGUCAAAUGAAGAAACAUUGAGCAAUGAGAUCCUCCCAUUGGCUGUUGGAGGUUAUGCAGAGCUCAGUGUUUGCGAUCACUCCACGCCAGUCUAUUACCCUCCACUAGUGACCGGAUCACAGAGGUGGUAAACUUGAGACCUCUGGUGCCUAUAGUGUGAUCUCACUGUGUACACAGACCUCAGAGGAAAUGUUCUUAAAUGCAAUAUUUUAAGACAUUUUAAGAUUUUUUACAUAAUUUUGCAUUAAAUAUUUUUACAAAAUUGUGUUAUUUCGAGUCAAAGUAGAGUACAUGCUGAUAAUCUAAGGUUACUUUUUUGUUAAUGGGUUUAAAGGGAUAGUUCACCCAAAAAUGAAAAU